Medioppia subpectinata is the source of this 870-nucleotide messenger RNA. NCBI's taxonomy places the organism in Eukaryota, Metazoa, Arthropoda, Arachnida, Sarcoptiformes, Oppiidae. The record is from the annotation of a GenBank genome assembly.
AUGAAAAUUGUUAACAUAGAUGAGUUUAAUGAGCUGAAUCUUUUAGGGAGGGGUGAGUUCGGCACAGUGUAUAAAGUGGUAAAUAAAUUGGAUGGUGAGGUGAAAGCGAUUAAAAUUGUGCAUUUACAAGCCAUUAGUGAUGAACACAGACAUCAAGUGCUAAAAGAGAUAAAAAGUUUGGCAAAAGUGCGCUCACGAUAUGUGGUUCAGUAUCACAACUCAUGGCUCGACACCAAUCGACUGUACAUUCAGAUGGAGUAUUGCCCGCAAAGUCUGCGCUUAGUAUUGGCCGACAAAGCGCUGGCAUUUGGUAGACAAUCGGCGGAACCGAUGAAUCCGUUAGAGUAUUACAAAUCGUGUGAAAUAUUCAAAGAACUCUUAGAGAGUGUCCAGUAUUUACAUGAGAGAAGACCUCCGAUAAUACAUCGAAACCUCAAACCCGAAAAUGUAUUGACUGUCAAUGGAUUAGAUGGCGAUCAUAGGAGCCGCCGGUUUAUUAAGCUAGGUGACUUUGGUUUGGCCAAUGUAUACCUUCGGGCUAACCACGUGAACAACGACUCACUCAGGUAUAGGGCACCCGAAUUGAUGACGGGCGCACUUUGGUAUGUGGCACCUGAAGUGUUUAGUGGUUACAAUGAUAGCCACAAAUUGGACAUGUGGAGCCUAGCUCGAAUUGGCACAGAGCUAUUUGAUGUGGAUCCAUGUGAGAUGACUGUUGAUACCUAUCCGGAUGAUCACGUGCUCAACGGACCGGUAGUGCGUUUGCACCGUAUGUUACAGUUAAUGAUGAAUUGGCCCGUAUUUGAUGAUAGGCCUGAGUGCCGGCAAGUGUUGGCUAAACGCAACGAGUGGUCUAUUGAUAAGCCUUAA